AAGGCGAUUUCUCCCGUGCUUCUAGUCAAUUUCUCUCUUGGGAACUUGACCAAAAGGUCGGGUUCUGCACUUUUUGUUCUUCGUUACCUUCCUCUACGAAUACUACCCCUCUAUCCAAGGGAAGCAUCAAAUAUGCGUUCAUUCUUUCUUCUGCCUUUGUUUGCUAUACUGCAGAUAUGUCAGGCUUUCAGCUCGCCGGACAUAUACAAAAUCACGCAGCCUGCGGGUGCGAGUCCGGAUCUGGGCAAAGAUAGUCAGCCUCCUACUGUACCAUCACAAUCGAGACAUGCAGCUGGACCAAGCUCUGGGCUCAACAUAUUCCUACCAAACUAUCAAGCAGAUCCCAAUUGGAUCCCACUGACUCUGUCCCUCAAGACAGUCGGAUUGCAAGUCAAGGUCAUCCAAUCGCUCAACAUCUCUUCGCAAUGCCGGAAUUUGCUCGUCUACACCUCUCCGAGCGUGAGCUACAGCCCGAGCUCUGCCGAUGUCUCAACCUUGACCUCCUUCGUGGCCAAGGGUGGCAGGCUGAUCUUCAUGAACCAAGUACCCGCAGUGCUACAAGCUCUUGCUGGUGUAUCUGCGUCUACUGUAGACACGAGCGGUUCCAGAUCCGUCCUGCAGUUGACGAACACUGAGACACCCGUGCAAGCUCUCCAAGGUUUCGACUUCACCGAGUACUACGAUGUCAACAUGCCAUUCUUUGAGAACUACACCGAGACCGGUCUUAUCAAUGUUGGCUACACGCCUACCAAUGGCUCACAGAUACUGGGCAAAUAUCUAGUUCGCGACGACGGUAUCGAUAGCGCAGACACAUCCGCUACGAGCGCAGCGAUUGUCAAGCAUCAGCCAUCUGGCGCGAGCGGAUAUGUAUACAGCUUCGGUAUGGACCUCGGAUAUCUUUUUAUCCAGGCUCAGGCCGAAGCCGGCGGGUACUCGCCAUUUUAUGAUGGACAUUACUACCCUGGAUACGACAUUGGAACUCGUGUCAUCAAAAAUAUCGUUGCCUCCAGCCCCCAUUUUGUGAGUCUAUGGUCUGUUCCAUACAACAAAGGGCUCGCUUUCACCACUACUUGGGACAUCGAUACCUACGUCUCGUACCCCCAUGGCCAGGGUAUAGCAGCUGCUGCACAGGAUAGAGGCGCCGCGGGUAACUUGAACCUCCAUACCAAAUACGUCACCGAUGCUUAUGAGACUGCGUACUUCCAGUAUGGCGUUCCCUACAUCUACCAGAUCAGUGGAUUUCGAACGGCUCCUGAUGGAAACCCAUUCAUCGACUUUGGUAGCCAUACUGUCAGUCACUCGCCCAAUGCGGCGGGAUUCGAAUAUGGCACGCUUCAGGAACGAUUCAUCCAAGGAAGUACUGACGGUUAUUACCCGGUUAUUCACCAGUGCGGACCGAAUGCUGACGGCACACCCACUAAUGGAGAGAUAUGCACGAAGGGUGGUACUAGUGGGCUCUCUUUCUACACGUCAGGUGCUUCCGCAUCGGGGGAGGUCCGCGUCAGCGCCUACUUGAUCCGGCAUAUACUCCACGAUGAGUUCAAGACUGGCUACAACAUGACGACCUACCGUCCGGGUAACCUUGCGUGGAGCAAGUACCAAGCCACGCAUUGCGUCGCGAACGGAAUCAUCGGUGGCUCUUCAUGCGCAGGCAACUCCCAUCUUACUCAUCUUCCUUUCCAGGUUACACACAACCGCGAGUCGUUCCAGGAGCUUCCAUACUAUGAGUUCCCUCUCCAAUGGUCUGAUGGAGACGGCAACAUGAGCAGCGCCGAUUUCCCGGGUUCGGACUUUGCGAACCAGAUCAAGUACAUUGAAAAGAUGGCUCGGUAUGGCGGCCACUACAACAUCUUGAUCCAUCCGUCAGACGCCCUCUUCGACAAGAUCCAAAUCCAACGCGCGCUCCACGAUAGGGUGCGUCCAUACACUGUCUACUUCAACCAGACGGGUAUGGCCAACUGGUGGACCAACCGUGACCGCGCUGUUGUGGAUAUCACCGCAGCAGACAACUCAUCUGCGGUGAUGACGGUUCGUUUGGAUGGCGUUACAGAGGGGCUUACUCUACAGGUUCCUCGCAACUAUGCCCUACAGUCUGCCUCGGGCUCUCUUUUCGCUUGCCAGCAGCUUUCAUACGAUAAAGCCACCAACGCAGUCGUACUUCGCAACACGGCAAAGGGAUUGUAUACGCUUUACUUCGCUGUUGGCGCCAGUAACGCCACCGCCUCUACGUGUCCCGACUUCACCCCAAAGCCAAUCGGAGACACGGAGUGCAUAGCAUGGGACGUGAUGAUUGACGACUUUCUCGAGCUCUACUUCGGCAGCAACAACGUUAAUUUACUUCUAUUGCAGACUGCUGCAACUGGACUUUCGUCGAACAACGUUGAUGGUACUUUACAACUCACCGCUACUACGGACAGCGGCGUCAACUCGUACUACACUGAGAUCUCACGCUUCUGCUUCGACGCCACUAUCUACACGCAUCUGUAUUUCGACAUGGUCGCUCCUCAAGGAAGCACAUUCUACGUGCAACUAGUCUCGUACGAUACUGGGUGCAACUUCGAACAGCCAAGUGCGACAUACUUGGACGUCACUAGAUACGCCCCCGCCGAUGGCUCGAACCAUACUGUCACCAUACCGUUAGCUGACUUCAAAGGACAAGACAUGAAGCAUGUUCGCGGGAUACGCAUCGGUAACAUCUCGCCAGCUCAGACACCUAUCUACAUCGACAAUCUCAAGAUCCAAAAGCGAUGUGUAACAGCACCAGGAGAGGACCGCACUCCAGGCCUUGCGAUUGAGUCAUUCCAAAAUGUCGACCGAUGGAUUACUGGUAUCAACAAUAUCUUUGGUCAGACCGAUUACAACAACUCGAUGACGUUCGCGAAGCUUUCUGAGCUGGGUAGAAUGCAGUUGUUGCCGUCGAGCGCAGACUCGUUCUUCUAUACCGAUACCAUGGUCGAUGGAGCUACCUUGAACGCUACCGCAUAUACUGGCGUCUCUUUGAAUGCGCGCGGCCCGCCCGGCGGCUCUUUCGAUGUGGUAUUGAGCUCAGGCGAUGGCAAGACUGCCACUGUCAACACCAAGUCUUAUGCGAGCUUGAGCCAGGACAACUUUUCCAACAUCACUAUCCCCCUGUCGGCAUUCUCCGGGAUCAACACGGAUUCGGUCGGCCGUAUCACACUACGUAACUUCACGCCCAAUGGUGGUUCUGCGGCCAGUAACUUCACGAUGCGAUGGAUCUCUCUUCUAGGUGGACCUUCCACGAUUGGUGCUGGCCCUCGUUGCCCAGCUCCCACUGGCUUCGUUGUGAUGAACUUCUGCGAUCCGAACGAGUUCAAAACACAAACCAAUGCUUUGGGUGCGGCUAUCUCUGACGACCGAACGAUGCAAUCCUAUAAACAGACUAGCCGCGGAUACGUCGACCUCGUACCCCGCGACGCGACAUCUUACUUCUACUCACUGCUCGCAAAGCCGUCCGAGUGCAGAGCGGUGAAUAGCUCUUACGAUGCGAUCAUUCUCACUGUCUCAGGCCCGCAAGACGCGACCGCGAACAUCGGGUUCAGAUACGGUACUGAUGGUUGCACCACCAAUGUAGUCACGUCUUACGUUCCGAUUACAUUCAACGCCGCGUCGACACAGCUCACAAUUCCAUUCUCUCGUUUCCCAGCUACCUUCAACCAAGAAUACCUUCAGUCAUUCGUCAUGACCAACUUCAACUCUCCCGGCUCGACUUAUCGCAUUCACUCUCUCGUCUUCACAGGCCCGGCUAAUAGCCCUGGUUGCGCACUCUGCUCAGGCACCAUCCUGAACACCUGCACAUUCGUGCCCGAAGUCCCGCGGGUCAACCGACUCCUCGGCCAAAUGACUGACGAAGGUUCUCUCGCUUCGUAUUCUGUCGACAGCGACGGCUCGCUCGUCUUGGGUUCUAAGAGUGGCUCAUACUGGUACUCCCAAUUUGACAACAGCGGAUGCUACAAUGCGAACACACUCAACGCGACGGGCAUCCAACUGUCCAUCGCCGCUCCGGCAGGCACCACCUUCCGGGUUACCAUGCGCUGGAAGACAGACGAGGAGUGCACUACACUGUCGCCCCCGUCCUCCGUUCCCAUCACUUCCUUCGUUACAUUCACCAGCGCCGACGCAUACCAAGUUGCACAGAUCCCCUUUGCCGACUUCUCCGGCAUGAACACCAGCAGACUCGACAGCGUCGCACUUUCGACUUUCAACCCCUCUGACGUCGACGUCAAGGUCGGUUGCAUCAGCUUGAUCAACGUCGCAGCCACACCCUCACUUCAGACAUGCAACUGCCCCGACGACGCAUGGCUGAACUACUGCACACCCGGCGUCGCAAACCGCAACAACCACGGCUACGUCCAAAGCGACGAUGGCACCAUGGAAGUCGCACCAGUCGUCACCGACGGCGCUUUAGUUCUCCAACCCAGCGUGACAGGCUCAUACUGGUACUCGCUCCAGAACUGCGCCGACGUCUCCGCGUCUCAAUACCUCAUUCUCAACGUCACGGCGAGUGCGGGUGCGAGCUUCAACGUGCAGUUGCAGAGUGGAGGCUUUGGCUGCGAUGGCCAGACAGCGAUACAGAGACUCAGUGUUGCGACUGCUGCGUAUGGCAGUAUGAACGGUAGUCCUGUUGUGCUGAGGAUACCGCUGAGUGAUUACACGAAGAUGAACAAUGGCGCUUUCUCGUUGGAGAAGAUUGAUGCUGUUGCGCUGGAGGGUUUCAGCGCUGAGACUUCUAAGUAUCUUAUUCAUUGCGCGUACUUUAGUAGUGGGGUGGGGAAUCAGACGGCGCCGGUAAAUGGUACAGCGACGUAGAUGUAGUCGCUGAUAGACAUUAAUUCUAUUGUUUUGUUCAUUUCGCGGUUGGAAUACCAGUAGUAAGUAAAACUGCACUCUCAAGCAAUGUAAGAU
This is a messenger RNA of Alternaria rosae, 4923 nucleotides long. RefSeq lists its product as uncharacterized. The record is from RefSeq and is a predicted model, not a curated record. Lineage: Eukaryota; Fungi; Ascomycota; Dothideomycetes; Pleosporales; Pleosporaceae. The coding region runs from base 133 to 4827 and encodes 1564 amino acids. The transcript is spliced from 3 exons.